AUGCCACGACUAAGAAGAAGGGCGCCGAAGCCGCCAAACCGGCUGCUGUCUGCCGCUUCACGCACCAGUCAGAAGCCUAGCGCUGUGCGUGGCGGUCCGGGACGUUUCUCUGAGGUCAAGGGCUCAGGUGGGGUUCGCGGUCAUUUCGACGUGAAUGGCAAGGGACCGGGAACCCCAGUCUUGAACUUGGAGGGUAUGGCGUCACAGGCGUUGAUCAGCUACAGGCUGUCCCAGCAGGGAUGUAAGCUUCUGCAACUUGCAAGAGGGACAAACAGGUACGUACUUGUGGUCAAGUACCGGUAG
Molecule: messenger RNA, 303 nt
Organism: Colletotrichum graminicola M1.001
Lineage: Eukaryota; Fungi; Ascomycota; Sordariomycetes; Glomerellales; Glomerellaceae
Exons: 1
Coding region: 1-303 (100 amino acids)
Source: RefSeq, a predicted model, not a curated record